This is a messenger RNA of Tilletiaria anomala UBC 951, 3493 nucleotides long. RefSeq names its product ARM repeat-containing protein. Gene Ontology annotation, molecular function: protein binding. NCBI's taxonomy places the organism in Eukaryota, Fungi, Basidiomycota, Exobasidiomycetes, Georgefischeriales, Tilletiariaceae. The record is from RefSeq and is a predicted model, not a curated record. Gene Ontology annotation, cellular component: GID complex. The transcript has 5 exons. Bases 259 to 3375 code for a protein of 1038 amino acids. Gene Ontology annotation, biological process: proteasome-mediated ubiquitin-dependent protein catabolic process.
GAGGUCUUCAACAAUUGUGGCGAGCGAAGAACAAGAAGUCGGACGCCGGAGACGCGCCAGACGAGGUAUCGAAGUCCAACACUCUCAAGCCUCCAAUCAACAUCAUCGAUCACAAAUGCAUUCCUCACCUCAAAUAGCCGUUCUACCUUACGCUGUUAUGCAUUGCUUGUCAUCAUCGAUAUCACAUGAUAUUCUCGUUCGAGACAGGAUCCUUGUGAAGGUCGCUGCUUGCUCAACGCAAGCAUUGCCAGUCUCAGCAUGUCAGGACUAUCGGGUUUAGCGGAGCAGAGCGGAGCCGAGCAAGCUGCAGCCUCGACUCUGCUCCAUCUUCGCAAUAUCCGCAACUCUAUCAUCGGCAGCAGUAAUCGCAAGGUCGCUCUAGUAGCCAGCCAGCCCCUUACAGAAUUCAUCGAGCUUCUGUCUACUCCCCUCGGCUCGCCAUUGUGUCUCGAAGUCCGCACGCAAGCUGCUACGGUGCUCGGCUCACUUGCUCAGAGCGCCUCGACAUCAAAGAUAAUACUUUACAGCCUUUUGAAAGAGCCAAUCGUAUCGGCCCUGCUUGCUUCACUUUCAGAGCUCGCUCACGAGGAUGUGCUACUCGUCCGGGACCCCACCAGCGACGCUGCCCAGGACACCCACCGCCCUCAUAUCCAGAAUGAAGCUGUGCGCGCCAUUGAGGCAAAUUUGAGAGCUUUGAAAGCCCUUUACACUUCAUCCAGCUCUUUCGUGACCCCUAGUGUCCGUUGGGGCUUGGGCUCCGGGCAUGGGUUCAUCCGUGGAACUGAUCGUUCGACUUGCAUCCUCCGUUCGGCCCGGAGCAUCGAAGUGAUAAGUGCGAGGUACAGGCCACAAGGAGAUCCGCGCACUCAAUUCGACAAUGGGAGCGCAGAUACGUCAAAUGGGCGCCUGAAGCUGGUGUCCACGCCUCCUCGGUCAGAAAUUGACGAUGGCGAGCUGCGAAUACUCAUCAGAGCUGCGAUCGCCGAACUCUACACUCCCACCCAUCUACAACUUUUGCUCAGCUGUCUUUUUCUAUCGCGACUGGUUGAUGGUGAAAGCGAGGAUGCUGCAUAUGACCUGAUUGGCGACUUGUCAUCCUCCGCUACAAUCAAAGCAUAUGGCACGCAGCACGCUGACGCUCAUUCGCUAGCACGGUCCCCCUCAAACAUGAGCCUUGCGUCGGAUAUAGGCCCCUCGAACGCUCGCCCUCAGGCCCAGGGCACGGAUGUGCUGCAUAAUAGCCUACAUUCCAAUAAGGAUCAUCUACGGCGCGGGGCUCAAGAACGAGGCGACAAGGACCUCUCCUCCAGGCGCCGGCCUUCGAACCUCUCGCAGUUGGAUCAGACACGCCUCACAGGUGUUGCAGAAACUGUAUGCGUCAUCCUCAGCACCACACUAGGGACGCCAUCUGGGCCGAUCAGUGCGGAUGCAAGCGUCUCACAGCUCUAUGGAGUGACGGUGCCGCACCAGAAUGAAGGCAAGAGUGCAUCCGGUACAGAAGCGAGCACACCGCUCGAGGAAAUCGCCGAAAGGCGAAAAAGGGUUCUCGCCUUCACGGACGAGAACGAUUCCGUUUUGAGGGCGAGAAAGCUUGUCGAAGGCGACUUCAUUCUACAGUCCAGCGAAGAAAGCUCUGCGGCAAAGUUGCCGAAAGGGAAAGAGCGCGAGGUUGUACAUGUCGACAUGGAGAUGGGCGACGAUGCAACAAUGGAUAAUGUUCAAGCACAAGAGGCGCGAGGAAGAUUGGAGUCACGACCUGCUGGCAUGGCGGCGCGUCUCAUGUCAUUACCUGGUACCGAUCGGAGCAAGAGCCGUCCACGCCGUCGCGAAGAGGAAGGUUCGGUAUUAGAAAGGCUGAUCUAUCUUGUUGAAUGUGAAAGCGGACGGACGCAAGAGGCUGCUCUGUGGGCCAUCGCUGAGCUUGUACGGGAGAAUGCCGAGGCUAGCGUCAAAUUCUUCAAAUGCCAGAUGCCGUCAGGCAUUCUUCCCACAACUAUGCUCCUACGACUGCGGAACGAACGUUCAGUGCCUAUUAGGCUGGCUGCAUUCUGCUCACUUGCGCACAUUAUCAAGGUGCACCCUUUCACUCCACAAACCAACGCGUUCGUGCUUGGAGAGCUCAUCAGCCUUCUCUCGCACACUGAUGAUGUAUCAGUGCAAAUCCAGGCAUGCUUCUCGUUGGCGAGGCUCAUUGCCGACGAUGCCGAGCUGCAGACACAAGCGUGCGAGGGUCAUGAUUGCAUGCGAAAGCUCGCUUCGCUCCUGCAAAGCACAUCGGCAGCCGCUGCGACUCAGAGCGAAGUGGAGGAAGCCAAGUUGACUGGGGGAUGGCGGCCGGAUGAACUCAUUUUGCGCCUGCGAGAAGGCGCUCUGACGGCGCUUGCCGCUUUAACCUACGAGCAAGAUGAUAUCAGAAGGAUGCUGGUGGACAUGAAUACACCAUCCAUACUACCCAUGGUGGUGCCUUUGUUGACAGCAGCUGCCCUGGGCGUGCGUGUCGCCGCUUGCCGCCUCGUCAGAUCGCUCUCUCGCAGCGUGUCCAUAUUGAGGACUUCGCUGGUGGAUGCUGGGGCGGCAAGUCGACUUAUCACGAUCCUUAAGGAUGAUGCGGAAGAAGAAAUCGUCAAGACGGAGGUGAUCGCGACGAUCUGCAACUUAGCCCUCAAGUUCAGCCCAAUGAAGCAACUUCUAGUCGAGAGCGGCGGCCUGGCGAAGCUUGUCACACUCGCAAAGGUUGAAAAAAACGAAAGCAUUCGGCUAAAUGCACUUUGGGCGCUCAAGAACAUACUUUAUUCCAGCGACACCGAGACCAAGAAGACGGUGGUUGAAGCGUUGACAUUCCACUUCAUCGCCGACCUCGCUCGGGCGCGCAGCGCAGCGAUACAAGAGCAAGCGCUGAACAUCAUCCGGAAUCUCGCUUCGUCGCGCGAGGCGGACAUCGAGCUUGCAAUGCAAGGGUUUGGCGAAGACAAGUUGUUCGAGCUGAUCGAGAAUGUGAUUUGGGCGGGUGGAGAAGAUGCUGUGAUCGAACAUGCUGCAUUCAUUCUAGUCAACAUCGCGACAGGCAGUGAGGACCACCGACGCGCGAUCAUUACCCGACCCAACAUCCUUGAUGCACUGCUUUACUUUCUCGGUCAUCGACGUGCUCGCAUUCGUGAUGCGGGAGUAUGGUGCGCUGUCAACCUUACAUUCAGGAUGCCGAACAGCGCCGGAAAGAAGGCCGCCUCUCCGCUCGACGCAGCCGCCGAAGCACUCAGCCGACUGCGCGCAUUUGGCUUCCCUGAAAAGCUGCGCGAGCUCGUUGUGGAGGAGGAAACGCUCGACGUGCGCGAUCGCGCGCAGACCUGCCUCGCGCGAUUUGAACAGGCUUUCUGAAAUGACUCAGACGGAUCUGUUGUAUUGCUCCAGAGGCUGUAGCACGACACGUGUAUUGCAAUCUAUUCCUUGGUUACAGGGCUUGCUGCGAAAGGAAUGCGUUCGCUGCGGAUUCGGC